Molecule: messenger RNA, 1118 nt
Organism: Punica granatum (pomegranate)
Lineage: Eukaryota; Viridiplantae; Streptophyta; Magnoliopsida; Myrtales; Lythraceae
Source: RefSeq, a predicted model, not a curated record
GUCGAGCUAUACUGACCACUUCAUCAUAUUGAAAGCAAACUCAAUCAUAAGUAUCAUUUCACAUUCAACUUUGAAUCCAAAAAAAGAUUUGUUCCAUAUUCAAUUCCCCUACCUCCUCAAAAAAGUGAAGGAAAGCCCCAUAAACAAUUCACCCUUGGAUUCUUCAAGCUUUGAACCCCACCACCAUGUGACCAAUGAAGAAAGCUAAAGGAAAGGACUUGGAUGAGAGUGAUGAGGAUGAAGAAGAGGAGGACGAGGAUGAAGAUGAAGAUGCGGAGGAAGAUGAUGAGCUUGGAGCAUUUGGUGUUGCCGAUGAAGAUGAUGAAGACGCAGAUAAGUUGGCAAGAUAUGAAGAUUUUUUUGGUGGUAAAAAGAAGAAAGAUUCCAAAAGAAAACCCAAAGUUAUCAAUGAGUCGGAAGAAGAUGUUAGCACUGAUGACGAAGAUGAUGAUAAUGAUGGAGCGGCUGCAAAGAAGAAAAAGAAAAAUCUCUCCACCCAUGAAAGGGAGCUUUUGGACCUCAAAGCCGAAAUAGAGCAAAUGGAAAAGGCGAAUUUGGAGCCGAAGGCAUGGACGAUGCAAGGAGAGGUCACAGCUGCAACAAGGCCGAAGAACAGUGCUCUGGAAGUGGAUCUAGAUUUUGAGCACAAUGCUAGACCUGCACCGGUUAUAACUGAGGAGGUCACUGCAUCACUUGAAGAGUUGAUCCGGAAAACGAUCCUCGAGGGGCAUUUUGAUGAUGUUCAGAAGCCUUCCAGUUUACCUGCUAAAGCACCCAGAGAAUUGAAAGAACUGGAUGACAACAAGAGCAAGAAGGGUCUGGCUGAAAUCUAUGAGGAAGAGUAUGCACAGAAGACAAAUCCGGUCGCCGCCCCAUUGUCAUUCACUGAUGAGCAGAAAAAAGAGGCUGGAUUGCUGUUCAAGAGGUUGCUAUAAGUCGCUUGAUUGACUUCGUGGCUUAGUCAAGUGAAAGUACCGAUUAUGAAUAGAUUUGCAUAUAGGUUGAUAUCAUACGAUCCCACAAAUUGUAUCGUGCUUGCAUAUAAUAAAAGGCAGAUCUCUGCCUUCUUGGCUAUGGUAUCGAGAAAUGGAAGAAUAUUGCAGAAGUUUUAUUGCUUA